UCCCGCCUUUUCCGUCUCCCUCUGGCUCGCGCUCAGGGGUGGCGGCCCCUGUGCCUUUGAGCCCCGGGUUCUCAUGCUGCGGGGCCCGGGGAAAUGGAAAAAGAAAAGCCCUUUACACUGUUCGUGCCACCCAGGCUGAGCGGCGGCCAAGUGUCUGCCGUGAAGCCGCAGGCGAGCGCCCGGGACGAUGGAUCCCGUCAGGUAAAGACGGUUUUUAACAAGUGCACAGAAGAUUAUUUUAGUUUGCCUUUUGUAAUGACAAGUACACCAAGCCAUGGUGAAGUCACAGAUCCAGAUCCUGUUUCACAGAAAAUAAAUUUUUUGCCUGGGGUAGAAGAAGAGAAUAUAGAGACAAUGCAUGAGCUUUAUUCAAAACUCUACAAAGAGGCUGAAAAGAUCAAGAGGUGGAAACUGACAGUAGAAUCUGAACUGAAGCAGAAGGAGAGAAAACUGCAAGAAAAUAAAAAGAUUAUUGAAGCACAACGUAAAGCUAUUCAAGAGUUACAGUUUGAAAAUGAAAAACUAAGUUUGAAAUUGGAAGAUGAGAUAUGUGAAAAUAAAGAUCUUCUACAAGAAAACAGUGCAACAAGACAUCUGUGUAAUCUGCUCAAGGAAACCUGUGCUCGAUCCACAGAGAAGUCCAACAAAUAUGAACAUGAAAGAGAAGAAACCAGACAUCUAUAUAUGGCACUUAAUAAUAAUAUUGAGAGAAUGAUAUUGGCUUUUGAAGAACUUCGUGUGCAAGCAGAGAACUCCAGAUUGGAAAUGUGUUUUAAAUUAAAAGAAGCAGCAGAAAAAGUAGAACAGCUUGAAAAAGAAUACAAAAUGGAAAUAAAUGUCAAGGAAAAGCAGCUAUCAGUUUUGACUGUGCAAAGUGGUGAAAAAGACAAUAAAAUGAGAGACAUCACAGUUCAGUUGCAGGAAUCAAGGGAUAAGAUUAUUGAUUUAGAAGAAGCAACAGAACAACAAAAAGAAAUGUUAAAAGAAUCACAGAGCAAACAGAAACAUUUGAUGGGAGAACUGGAAGAAGCUAAAGUUUUGCUGCAAAAAACAGAGACUGCUCAGAAGAGUUUAGAAACCGAAUUACGGACUGCAAUGAAAACCUUAAUUGAAGUCACUGUAGAAAAAGAAGCACAAAUGGAAGAACUUAAAGAAACUAGGGCUUUGCAUGCCUCAGUGGUUGAAGAAUUUGAAAUUGCUGUUUCUAAUUUGAAAGAGUUGCUGAAAAGAGAACAAAAUAGAUUGAAGCAACUUGAAGAAGAGUCAGAAAUACUUGCCUCAGAGCUCCAAAAUAAAUCUGUUGAACUGGAAGAGAUGGCCAAACUAAAAAGUGACAAAGAAACACAACUUGAAGAUCUGACAGAAGCCUUGGAGAGGUCAAUAAAACUUCAAAAAGAUUUGGAGCAGCAGCUAGUGUGUGAACAAUCAGAAAAAAUGAUAUUAAUAAAAGAGAGAGAAAUUAGGGACUCUGACCACUCAGAGUUUAAGGAACAAGUUCAAGAACUUUUAUCUGCAAAGAAACAUCUUGAGAGCACUAUUGAAAAAUUACAAGAGAGAGAAAAAGAGAUGAAGGAUAUUCUUCAAAUCAGAGAGAAAGAAGUACAUGAUUUGGAAGUACAGUUAACUGGUGCCAUGGAAAAUGAGCAGAAUUGUUUAAAACAGAUUACAGCACUGAAUGCAGAGCUUGAAAAAGAGAUGCUGCAGAAUGAGGAACUAAAUAUGAAUUGCAAUAAGCUUUUAUUAGAAAAAGAACAAAUAGCACAAAAGAAAAGUGAUACUGUCACAGAGCUCAAGAAACUACAAGAAGUUCAUAAGGAUAACAGAAAGAAAGAAGAAAAGACUAAGAAGCUAAUAGAAAAUCUUGAAGAAACAAACGGCCAGCUAAGGGAAGAAAAAACAAAUAUAUAAUCUUUAAAUGACUUAGAGUCUCUGAAGGAGAAGAUGAAAAAGAAAGAUGAAGAGGCUAAAACUAAACUGGAUGAAAGUGAAGAAAAUACUAGAAACAUUGGAAGUGAAAUUUCAAGAAAGGAAAAGCAACUGAAGAUGCUAGAAAAUAAGUUUAACAAUUUAAAGAAACAGGUUGAAAAUAAAACCAAAUACAACGAAGAACUGCAGCAAGAGAAUAAAGUGUUGAAAAAGAAAAUUGCAGCAGAAAGCAAGCAAUCCAGUAUUUAUGAAGGGAAGGUGAAUACAUUACAACUAGAGCUCGAAAAUGUAAAUAGGCAACAUAAGGAAACAAUUGACAGCUACCAAAAAGAAAUCGAGGCAAAAAACAUAACAGAAGAAAAACUUCUUGAAAAGGUGGAAAAGAUGAGGUUAAUAGCUGAUGAAGCAGUAAUACUGCAGAAAGAAAUUGAUAUUCGAUGUCAGCACAAGAUAGCUGAAAUGGUAGCACUUAUGGAAAAACACAAGCAUCAAUAUGAUAAAAUGGUUGAAGAAAAAGAUACAGAAUUAGAACUCUGUAAGAUGAAAGAACAAGAACAAAUGUCAGUAAAAAGAUCCUUGGAAAUUGAGCUAUCUCAUGUGAAAAGUGAACUAUUAUCCCUUAAGGAGCAGCUUAAAAUAGAGGUUGAAGAGAAGGAAAACCUUGCAAGAGAAGCAAAAGAAAAUGCGGUUUCUGAAAAAGAAAAAAAGCAUAAGAAAAUACAAACAUCCUUUAUGGAGACUCCUAAAACCAGUUUAAAGAUUGCCUCUGCAUCAGUUAAUUCAAAAAAUAAUUCAUCCCAGAAUUUCACAUCUUUUAGAGAGAACAAAUUGGAAAACAAAGAAAUGUCUUCUUGGACACCUACUAAAAGUGUCUUGGUCACUCCAUCAUUAAAGACAUAUACUGUGAAGACUCCUCCAAAAUAUAAAUUGCAAAGAGAAAGCAUGAAUCCACUUUCAGAAGAAGACAUGAAGAAAAAAAGAAAAGUGCUUUUAGAGCUGGAUACUCACUCAGAUAGCUCAGAACACAAUGACCUCCUGAGCAUAGUCUCAGAGGAAGAAAUGUUUAAAAAGCUGUACAAAAAUUGUCCUCAAGCUUCUCGCUUAUGUGUCAUGACACCAAACAAGAUAUCAACUCUGUCAACCAUAAAAUCUACUGGUGCUGCACUGAAACUUACAGCUAUGAAAAAGAUGCGAGAGACUGGAUGGACUGCAGUUUCUAAAAUGGACAGGAAAAGAAAAAUGAAAGAAGCUGAAAAACUCUUUGCCUAAAAUUAAAACUGAGCAAUCAGUUAGGAAUUUUCUGUUCAUAUAAAAUCUUUUACAGUAGAAUUUAUUAAUCCUACACAGUUAGCACUUGCAGCAUAUUACUGGUUUAGGGCUAAAUCCUUGAAGUGCUAUGUUUGUGGAACUCCUGUUGAUUUCAUUGUGGUUACUUUGUUCCACCACAACUUCGUCCUCUGGAGGACUCUUCACAUUGGGUUUACACCAUCAUAAAACAACAUAAACCUGGGAAUAAAUUUGGCCCAUUUAUGUUUUGAAAAUUGAUAGGAAAAAAUAAUGUAUGGUGUGUUAAAAUGGAAAAAUAUGUUGCAAAAUUGUUUGAAGUCAUUUCAAUAACAUCCGUUUUUGUUCUUUUAAAGUUUACUGUCACUUUUGCAGUAUCUUAUCCAUAAGAGUAUUGUUUUAUUAUUAUUGAUAUUGUUGAACUACAUUCAUUUAAUUGAAUACUUAUAUUUGAAUUCACUUCUUUUUUGUUCUUUUGAUGUAUUCUUUACAAAUAUUCUUUUAAAGUAGUUGGUUGAGGCAUUAGCCUGGUUUUCAGUUUGUAACAGUAUUGAAACAUUUAAGUGUUGAACUUCUAACAAUAUUGAUUCAAAUCUUAUUUCUUUUGCUUUUUGGGAAUCUAGUUUUAUAAUAAAUGCCAUAUGUAAACUUGUUCUUUCAGAUUACUGAAAACACACUUUCCAAAUGUCAUUAAACGGUUAAUCUGAAAAAAGUUCGAGAAAGUGUUAGGCUAAAUAACAAGGAGUCCGGUGGCACCUUAAAGACUAACAGAUUUAUUUGGGCAUAAG
Molecule: messenger RNA, 3998 nt
Organism: Chrysemys picta bellii (western painted turtle)
Lineage: Eukaryota; Metazoa; Chordata; Testudines; Emydidae
Source: RefSeq, a predicted model, not a curated record